AUGUCGUCAGCGCAUCGGCGCCAGUUUACAAGUCCUAGCCGCGCGCUAACACCUCUAGAACGCAUCACCAAUGGGCACGCAUCAGCGCAUCAGCCGCGCCUGCAUCGCCGCCGCCCCGUCGCCGCAUCACGCUUCCUCGGUAACAGCCGCACUCCGAUCUCCAUCGGACAUCCGAUUCCCGUUGGCCCGACAACGUCAUACGAUAUGACACACCGGCCCCCGUCCAUCUCCGAGUCCGAUCGGCAACGGACAUCCUAUCUCCUGCCGAAGGAUUUGCCCGACCGCCCCCGCGCUUUCAAACGCCUCGCGGACGAGCGUCACCCACGCCUCCGACGCGCGCUGCCCGAAGCCGUAUUCGACCAACUCAGUCAAGAACGCGAAGCAGGCGCCCCACACCAGUACACCACCACCGAGCUCCGUGCCGUCGUUAGGCACGUCUCUACACUCCCGCCUCCGUCCACCGCUCUCCCUACCAUCGACUGGGACGCAGUCGAGCAGGCCAAGCUCGCGGCUCACGACGACCGCCAGCACUUCCAGGCACAACGCAACCAAGCCCGCACUAGGCAAAACGCGCACGCCAGUGCCUCUUCCAGCCGCUCUCUAGCGGAUCGCCUCACCGCCACCCUGACCUACACCCCCAUCGCUCCAAAGCCCGUCACCAUCGACUUCUCUCGCUACACGGCCGCCGACCUCACCCGUAUCUUCGCGCCGAAAUUCGCCGCCACCCUCAAGCGCUUCAACGUGCUCGAGUCGCUUGACUGCCCCGACGUUCUAACCGACGACAUCAACGCCGUCUUCAAGCUUUGCGACCGCCUCGCUCACCUCGAUCGCACCCUCAAGGACGUCUCACGCGUCAUCAGCGUCGAGGAGUGGAACCGCUGGGACUCAGGAUUGAAGCAGAUCGGCGGGAUCUCGUUCAAAGGACUGCGGCAAAAGCUGGACGAAUACAUAGUUUUCGAAUAUAUAGAUUACGACGAGGAACGAAUCCUCGAUCCAACUCCCUUUCCACUUUCUAUAAAUCUGUUCUCCGUCCUAUCGGACGAAUCAGAAACAGUGGCAGACACUCGCCUAGUUUGCGCGGCCUUCGCUCACGUCUUCAACUUCGAAGAAGCUCGAGACUACUAUUUGGAUGAAAGAAGACAGUUAAACACUUGCACAAACUAUCUCUGUCCAAAUUGCUACUACGAGCACCAGACACGACCAGUCACCUCCGAGAACCCACCUUACCUGUUCAUCAAUAGCGAACAGGAAGGACGAAUUCGCGAGCGAUACCACCUAGAAGAACCCACCGAAGCAAUGGACGUUCCACCCCCAGCACCACAACCCACCAUGCAGGACGUAUUAAAUCUCAUGGUCACACUGGUCCAAAACGUCAACAACCUCACGACGACUGUGAACCAGUUCGUAGCACAUGCGCGCCAGCCGGUCGCCACGGUUUCUUCCACCAGGUCCCAGUCCUUCGUCGAAAAACCAGCCACUUUCGACGGCAAAUCGUCCGAAAAAGCCAGAUUGUUCCGCAGCGCCUUCCGCGUAUACGUCCGAGGAAACAAAGAGAUAUUUGCCUCGUGA
Messenger RNA from Phanerochaete carnosa HHB-10118-sp, 1569 nucleotides. RefSeq lists its product as uncharacterized. The coding region runs from base 1 to 1569 and encodes 522 amino acids. Lineage: Eukaryota; Fungi; Basidiomycota; Agaricomycetes; Polyporales; Phanerochaetaceae. The record is from RefSeq and is a predicted model, not a curated record. The transcript is spliced from 4 exons.